Messenger RNA from Castor canadensis (American beaver), 1877 nucleotides. The record is from RefSeq and is a predicted model, not a curated record. Lineage: Eukaryota; Metazoa; Chordata; Mammalia; Rodentia; Castoridae.
AUGGAGUUCUCCCUGUCCUUCCUGGACCCUCCGGACCCAGACUGGACUCCCGACUACUAUUACUAUAGCAACGAGCAUUCCAACACAGAGGAAAGCUCCACUGGUACACCGAUCUUCCCUGAGAACCCUGACUGGUACUAUGCAGAUGAUGAUCCAUGCCAGUCCAACCCUUGUGAACAUGGUGGUGACUGUGUCAUCAGUGGGGAAACCUUCAUGUGCAGCUGCCCAGCCCCCUUCUCUGGGAACAGGUGUCAGACUGUGCAAAACAAGUGCAAGAGCAACCCAUGUGGCCGGGGUGAAUGUCUCAUUACCCAGAGUCCUCCCUACUACCGCUGUGUCUGUAAAUACCCUUACUCGGGGCCAGACUGCUCCAGAGUGCUUACUGUGUGCAGGCCAAACCCUUGCCUGAAUGGUGGCACCUGCUCCCGGACUAAGCGGAGGUCCAAGUUCAGCUGUUCCUGUCCCGACCAGUUUAGGGGGAGACUCUGCGAAAUAGGUCCUGACGACUGCUAUGUUGGUGAUGGUUACUCUUACCGAGGCAAAGUGAGUAGGACAGUCAACCAGAACCCAUGCCUUUACUGGAACUCCCACCUCCUCUUGCAGGAGAAUUACAACAUGUUUAUGGAGGAUGCUGAAGCCCACGGGAUUGGAGAACACAACUUCUGCAGAAACCCAGAUGGAGACCAAAAGCCCUGGUGCUUUACUAGAGUUAACAGUGAGAGGGUGAAGUGGGAUUACUGUGAUGCCUCAGUGUGCUCAGCCCCAGACGUCGUCAAUCCAGAGGAAAGCACUGUGGAACCCCCGAUCCAGAUCCCGGGGUUUGAGUCCUGCGGGAGGACUGAGACAGCUGAGCGGAAGGUCAAGAGGAUCUAUGGAGGCUUUAAGAGCACAGCGGGCAAGCACCCAUGGCAGGUGUCCCUGCAGACCUCGAUGACAAUGACCAUUUCCAUGCCCCAAGGACACUUCUGUGGGGGAUCACUGAUCCAUCCCUGCUGGGUGCUCACUGCUGCCCACUGCACCGACAUAAAAGCCAAACAUAUAAAAGUUGUGCUAGGGGACCAAGACCUGAAGAAGACAGAAUUCCAUGAGCAGAGCUUCAGGGUGGAGAAGAUACUCAAGUACAGCCAGUACAAUGAAAGAGACGAGAUUCCCCACAAUGACAUUGCUUUGCUCAAGUUAAAACCAGUCGAUGGUCACUGUGCCCUGGAAUCCAAAUAUGUGAAGACUGUAUGUUUGCCCGAUGACCCCUUUCCCUCUGGGACUGAGUGCCACAUCUCUGGCUGGGGUGUGACAGAAACAGGGGAAGGCUCUCGCCAGCUCUUAGAUGCCAAAGUCAAGCUGAUCACCAACACUUUGUGCAACUCCCGCCAGCUCUAUGACCACAUGAUCGAUGACAGUAUGAUUUGUGCGGGAAACCUUCAGAAGCCUGGACAAGACACCUGCCAGGGUGACUCCGGAGGCCCUCUGACCUGUGAGAAGGACGGUACCUACUAUGUCUAUGGAAUUGUGAGCUGGGGUCAGGAAUGUGGGAAGAAGCCAGGGGUCUACACCCAAGUUACCAAGUUCCUGAAUUGGAUCAAAACCACCAUCCAAAAGGAGGCUGGCUUCUGAGGUACUGUCCUCUGAACCUCAGAGCCACUUCUCCUCAGCACCAGACAAGGGGGACCUCCUGGGCAGCCUGCAGGAGGCCAUGUGGCACAGUGUCCAUGCUCUGGUCAGAACAAGUGCUGCCCAGCCUGGCCUUGCUGGACCACCUUUGCACCAUUUCCUCAGCCUCUCUCUGCCUCCUGGGGAACCCAUGAGAAUGAAAUCAACGGGAAAUAUACUAGGUUUGCUUCCUUUUCAACAAUUGUACUUCCCAAAAAAUCAGUGUCACA